GGAUACCCUGAUGGGACACACUGCUGUUUCUUACCACUGAUCCUUGCUGUCGCCGUCUAACAUAGAGAAGGCCCUAUUUGCCUAACGUUAAGAACGAUUUGUUCAUAAUGUCUGACACGGAAGGAGACCAAGGCCCCAAGAGCACAUUUUCUACAUACAUGGCAGAGGGAGACCAAUUGUACCAGAAAGGGGAAUAUGUCAAAGCUGUAGAAAGCUAUUCUACGGCAUUGAUUCUCCAGCCGGACGACAAAAACUGUCUGGUUGCUAGAUCGAAAUGCUAUGUAAAGAUGGGGGACUCCGAAAAUGCUCUUCGGGAUGCAGAAGCGUCACUCAAACAGGACAAGGAAUUUUUCAAGGGUUUGUAUCAGAAAGCAGAGGCCUUGUACACAAUGGGAGACUUCGAAUUUGCACUGGUGUUUUUCCACAGGGGUCACAAACUCAGGCCAGAGUUACAGGAGUUUAGACUGGGCAUACAGAAGGCUCAAGAAGCUAUUGACAACUCUGUAGGCAGCCCCUCCUCUGUCAAACUGGAAAACAAAGGGGACUUAUCUUGCUUCCACAAGAGUGAUGAGGGAAAGAAGGGACGGCAAAAGACACUAGCUCACCCGCUGAGGAGGGAAUUGAGGCAGCAGAGCCAGAAAACACCAAAGGGUGAGAAGACGGCCAAGCAGCUGCUUGGGGAGCUGUAUAGUGACAAGGAGUACCUUGAGAAGUUACUGAAGGAUGAGGACUUGGUGAAAGGUAAGAUGCGGGGUGGCGAGAGGCUGCAGGACGUCAUCCUGAACUGCAUCACUUAUCUGGACACUCGCACUGAGUUCUGGCGACAGCAGAAGCCCAUCUAUGCACGGGAGAGGGAUCGUAAACUCACUCAGCGGAAAUGGAACAAGAGCCGUCAGAAUCCCCCCUCUGACCCCAGCCAUUUCGUGCUCCAGAGCCUGGAGGAGAUUGAUACAGCCUUGAGUGCAGGCAAUGCAGAGGGUAGCCUCAAGAGAGCUCGAGAAGUUCUGAAGACAGUACAGUUCUGGUCUGAAGAAACGGUGCCCAAUAAGAAGGAGGUGCUUGGCAACCUACACAGUUGCAUUGGGAAUGCCUUACUUGACCUGGGACAUAUGGACAAGGCUCCACAACAUCAGAAGGACCUGGAGUUGGCCAAACAAUGCAAGCUCUCAGAUGCAAAGUCUCGGGCUCUUGACAACAUUGGCAGAGUGUACGCCCGGAUUGGGAAGUUCCAUCACGCUCUUGUUGCCUGGGAGGAGAAGAUCCCUCUUGCUCAUGCUGGUUUGGAGAGGACCUGGCUGUUUCAUGAGAUAGGCCGCUGCCACUUGGAGCUCAAACGCUAUGCAGAAGCGCGUGACUACGGCGUUCGUUCUCUCCUAGCAGCCGAUGAAAUAACAGAUGAGAAGUGGCAACUGAAUGCGUGUGUGUUGGUCGCACAGUCAGAGUUGAAACUUGGGAACUUCAAAUCUAGUGUUGCUCACUUUGAGAGAGCGUUGGACCAAGCCAAGCUUCUCCAGGAUGACCCUGCCAGGGAUGCUAUUCAUAAGGCCCUCCGUGAUGCAAAGCAACAUUCUGCACAGUGACAGACAACACAACGUGAUUGGGUUUUUGAGUGCUUGUUGGAAAACAAUGUGCUGUAAUGAACAAAACCUGGAGAUCACAGGCAUACAAAUAAAAAAUGUCACAUUCAACACGCACUGAGCACACUGAGCAUAUAUUAACAUUUGAUUGUCAGAUUACAGGAGAAAAAUACUGGUGAUUGGUAGGGGUUGACAGAGAUACAUUUACAUAUUUAAUUAGAUUGUAUUUGAUCCUCUGCGAUAUCUUAUGAUAAACUGUCGUUUAUUUGUUUUGAGAUGUAUGCAGUGACGCAUUUAUUAAAGCUUUUGCAAGUCCAGUCUUGCCCUCUCUCUUACUGUUGUAGUAUUUGCUAAACAGCUGUGUAGAAACAUGGUCUGAGCCUAUCUGAGUCUCCGUGGUUGUCGGGAACGCGCAUUCGGGAGUGUACCCCACUCAUACUCCACCCUCAUCUGAACCUUGCGCGUGCUCAAGAGCCCGUAGUUUCCGUUUUGUUUCCUGUGUGCAGGGCAUAUUUCUCAGCGCUGCGUUGGCAUAGCACACUUAUUGUGCGAAUUGACUUGUAAAAGGGGAGUCACAUCGCUCAUUCUUGGCAGGAUAACGGACUUGGUACAUGGUUCAUCGCCCCAACAAGGAGGAACCAAAACAUGGAUGCUGCAGAGACCCAAGUAUUGGACCUUGCACCUGAGACUCAGGAUCAGCUGAAAACUGCAACAGAAACAGUGCCAGCAUUAAAGUUACAGUUACAUGGGGAACACAGCGACCCUGAGAAGGUGCCAGUCACUGUUCAGGAAACUGAACAGCUGCCUCUAAAUGCCAAUGAAACACUGAAUGGAAAAGUUGAUGACAUGACAACUGCAGUGACAGAAUCGGCUGAAGAAAGUAAGAAAAUCGAGAUGGUGGCAAACCAGUCACCUCAUGAGUCUCUUGACAAAUUGGUGGAAUCUGAGAAGCUAGCUGAACCAGAAAAAAAUGAAGCAGGUAGAUCAGUGGAGAAAGUUCUGGAUCCAGUUUCACACAUGGAACCAGA
This is a messenger RNA of Hypomesus transpacificus, 2605 nucleotides long. It is a transcript of the gene odad4, whose product is annotated as outer dynein arm docking complex subunit 4. Gene Ontology annotation, molecular function: protein binding. Gene Ontology annotation, cellular component: cytoplasm. The record is from RefSeq and is a predicted model, not a curated record. NCBI's taxonomy places the organism in Eukaryota, Metazoa, Chordata, Actinopteri, Osmeriformes, Osmeridae.